This is a messenger RNA of Mesoplodon densirostris (Blainville's beaked whale), 315 nucleotides long. RefSeq names its product chromosome 16 C20orf202 homolog (gene C16H20orf202). NCBI's taxonomy places the organism in Eukaryota, Metazoa, Chordata, Mammalia, Artiodactyla, Ziphiidae. Bases 16 to 315 code for a protein of 99 amino acids. The record is from RefSeq and is a predicted model, not a curated record. The transcript is spliced from 2 exons.
CCCAAGGACGCUGAGAUGAAAACAGCAGAAGAGCCAACCUCAAGUCUCGGGCAGACCCUGGAGUGGCUAAGAAAGGAGCUGGCUGAGAUGCAGGUCCAAGACCAGAGACUUCUGCUCACGCUGAAGCAUCUUCACGGUGUCCUGGAGGAGCUGCGUGCAGAGAGUGCCCACUGGGAGGAGGCCAGAUCCAGUGGCGGGACCUCCCCCGUCAGACCUCGAGCAGGCUCUGAAGGCAGGGGCCACCAGCCCUUUUCCUCCAGGGGCCUGGCCCAGCUCCUCCAAGGGGUAGACAGCAGACGAAGCUCCCUCCCUUAA